AUGACGAUAUUGAGAAACAGACGUGGCUUCGAGAGCUCCGACAGACCUUGUCUCGCCGAGACUCGACGAGACCUUCGGGCCUGGCUAGCAUGCCCACAGCCGAACGAUCUCUUCCCUGAAGCCAAAGAGAGAAGAAUCAAUGGGACGUGCGAUUGGAUUAUUGACCGUCCCGAAUUCGUUGAGUGGCUUGCUCUAAACAAAGCGUGUAAAAUUGUCGAUGAUACCGAAAGGCUCCUGUGGGUCAAUGGACCAGCCGGGUUUGGAAAGACUGUUCUAUGCGCGAGAAUCAUCGAACAUUUAAGAUCGAUAUCCCAGACGCCUGUGGUCUAUUUCUUCUUGUCAUCUGAAUUCGAAAGCCGCGACAAUCCCUAUGCGGCGAUUCGAGCAUGGGUCCACCAGAUGGCAUCGUCCGACCAGACUACCUACCAGUUGGUGCGAGAAAAGUGGCUAGCUCAAAACGAACAAUUCGCCACCGAGACAGAAAUCGUCAGUAUCUUUCGAGAAAUUUUGCAAGUCGUACCUGGAGCCAUCUUGGUCUUGGAUGGCUUGGAUGAGUGUACUUGGUUGGGGAAGGCUCCGCAUGACGGGAAGUCCUUGGGGAGGUUUCUCAACACCGUGAUCGGCGCAAUUACCAACACGGCAUCUCGCCUCCUAGUUGUCAGUCGGGACGAGCCUGAGAUUCGAAGUGCUAUGAUGUGCUCAAAAAACUGCGAAGAACUCAAAAUCGAUUCUGAAGACGUGAAAUCCGACGUUGCUCGAUACGCAAGAAGUAUUGUCGACAAGAAGCUGCCGAGAAAGGACGAAGCAACAAGAGAAGGUGUUUCCAAGAUGCUUGCGGAUCGGUCUAAUGGCCAACUCCUCUGGGUCAAGUUACACGAAGAUUCCUUGCGCAGCUGGAAGAACAAGAAGCAACUUGAGGAUGCGAUCAAUGAAAUACCGUCUGGACUUGAUCAUAUUUAUGAACGAAAUUGGACACGCAUUUCUAAACUACCAGAACCGAUCCGUAAACGUGCCUAUUCUCUAUUACAAUGGGCGGCUUUUGCUCUGCGGCCCUUGACCGUUAACGAAAUCUCCGAGGCUGUGUUGAUCGACGAGGAAGAUUUCAAUUUCCCUGAGGAUGAGUUGCCCGAUGAAGUUGAUGGCGACUUCAUUGAAAGCGAAAUACAAAGCCCCUGCGGCUCGCUUUUGGAAGUUCGAGGUACAUCUUCGGAUUCUAACAGAGGGUCAAGGACGGUGCACUUGACUCACUUUUCAGUCAAACAACAUUUUCUUUGCAACAUUUCAUCUCAAUCGCUAUCAAUUCGCAUGAACAGUCAAGUCUCAAACGAGCUUCAACAAAACAGCAGGCUAGCAAAGCUUUGCCUUCGCUACAUCAACAGUCAAUACUUCUGGGACUUUGAAGAGAAGAUCAAUUCGACGGUUCAAAUUGAAAGCACCCAGGAAGAAAACCUUCAAGUGAGCGUCAAGGGGUCAUUCCGACACUACGCCGCGAGUUCGUGGUAUCAGCAUUCCACCGUCGGUUAUGAGGAAGACGAAGAACUGACAGUGCUCAUGAUGAAUUUGUUCGAUGAAUUCAAUCCCAGCUGGGGAACGUGGCGUGACUUGUUUGAGAAGUACAGCGUAGAGCUCGGUUUGGGAGCUGAUUCAUCAACUGAACCUCACCAUGCUGGUCCUUUACACUACGCUGCCCGUCUUGGCUUCACUGAGCUUGCUUCCUGCCUCAUCCACGACGAGAAGCAUCAUGUGAAUGCCAAGGCGCCAUUUGGUAGAACAGCUCUUGAGAUUGCAGGCAACGCUGGGAAUUUGACACUCUCAAAGAUCCUUCUAGAUGCGGGGGCCGAUAUUUCAAUGUCGAAUCACACAGGGUCGACACCUCUCAUCGAAGCUUCGUAUUAUGGAGCCUAUGAGGUUAUUGAACUCCUUCUCGAUAGAGGCGCAGACUGCGAGAAAACAAGUAACUACAACUGGACGGCACUACACGUAGCUUCCUACUACGGCCAUCUCGACGUCGUCGCGUUGCUGCUUAGAAGGGGAGCUAACGUCACUGUUGCUAACGAUGGCGGUUGGACACCACUCAAUGUGGCCUCUCACUGCGGACACUUCGAUGUGAUUGAACUGCUCCUCGACAAUGGGGCCGAAAUUCUAACCCGGAGUAAUGAUGGUUGGUCGCCGCUUAAUGCUGCCUCUCAAUUUGGACACCUAGACAUUGUCAACUUGCUCCUGAGGAAGGGGGCUGAUGUUCACCACGCAAAUCUUAGCAAAUGGUCAUCGAUACAUUUCGCUUCUGAUGGUGGUCACUAUGAGAUCGUCAAUAUGCUUCUGGGUGCAGGCGCCGACGUCGCAGCUGUAACCAAUAAUUCAACGACGCCGCUGCAUAUAGCAUCAAGUCGUGGCCAUCUAGAGGUUGUCGAGCUACUUCUGGACAAUGGCGCUGACUCGAACGCUGUGGACGAUAGCCAAUGGACACCGAUUUUCUUGGCAUCGAGUUGCGGGCAUGAAAAAGUAGCCAAGCUACUUCUUAGUCGGUGCGACGACGUAUCUCGGGCCAACAAAGCCGGAAUGGUGCCACUUUACUCAGCUUCAGCUGUCGUGAACAGCAAGCUUGCUGAGCUGCUUCUUAGCGACUCUCGUAAUGAUGGUUCCUUGCGAGCCUACGCAGGAUGGACGCUACUCCACGAGGCGUCGUAUAACGGACGCGUUGGGGUGAUUGAACUACUUCUUGCUGAAGGAGUAGAUGUAGGGUUGACUGACGAGCGUGGGUGGACGCCUCUACACGCUGCAGCUCUGAGCGGGCAUACAGAAGUUGCAGAGUUGCUGCUUCAGAGCCCUAGGUGCAGUACCCAUGUACAAGAUAACAGUGGCCGAACACCAGUUUUUUAUGCAUCGGCCCGCGGGCAUUACGAGUUAAUCCAAAUACUAACCACUCAGAAUCGACUGGACCUUCAGAUCACGGAUCAGUAA
Colletotrichum lupini is the source of this 2961-nucleotide messenger RNA. RefSeq lists its product as uncharacterized. The record is from RefSeq and is a predicted model, not a curated record. Gene Ontology annotation, molecular function: protein binding. The transcript is spliced from 2 exons. Lineage: Eukaryota; Fungi; Ascomycota; Sordariomycetes; Glomerellales; Glomerellaceae. Bases 1 to 2961 code for a protein of 986 amino acids.